UAGAGAAGACAAAAAAUCAAAAUACUAUAGUAAAAAAGGAGUCGUGGUUUCAAUAAAAAAAGCAACAAGAUGCCUUCAUCCACAACGACGACCUCUGUUUCCGUAAUUGGUUCUGCAGUCCGUGUGGUUGAUGCUCCUGGUCUGAAAAUCGAUGAGCUCGCGGGCAAUGUUGCCUCUAAGGACGAUCGAGUCUCGAUUGCACUCGUAAAAGCCGAUGCUGGCACAGCUGAACCGUUUUUGACGCUCCACUACGACGAAUGGAUCUGCGUUUUGAAUUAUGAUGACAACCAAGAAAAUUUGAGUAUGGCAUACCGUAUGUACUUGCUUAGUCUAGCUCUUACACUACUGUGCUGUCUUUUUCUUUGCGUCCGUGAAGUGCCGGCUUUCUUUGCGCCCGCACCGCUUCGCAAAAUUUGUAAUUGUAAUAUAGCUUGUUGGGAUAGUUGUUGGUAUACUUCUAGAGCUAGAGGGCGUGUUGCCCUUCCCGAAUGUGACUGUUAGAUUGAAGGCAUCAGUUGUACUAGAGGGUAGAUUUUUAAAGGCUGAGAUGGGACGAGGGCACUUAUUUCAAAAUAUUACCGUGAGAUAGUACGAGGAGUGAGAUAGGACUGGGGUAUUCAAAAAGAGGAGACUUGUCCUAGGAGGUUGAGAUGAAAGGAGAAUUGUACCUAGGUAGAAGAGGGCACUUUCAGUCUCUUUGUUCUACAAGGACUUUCUUUCAUCCCACUCUGUUACAUCUUGUUCCCACUCUCUUACGCAUAAGUACGCUUUAAUCCUCAGGCAAGAUUGUAUUUGAAACCGACGGCAACAAAGUAGAGGCCUCAGCUGGCCAGACAGUUUUUAUCGCAGAAGGAACACGCUUUCGGCCGAGUUUUCCAGUCGACGCCGAAUACGUGCCAGUGUGCCUACCUGCUUUUCGACCAGACCGCUGUAUCAGGGAAUUACGAUCAUCUGACUAUGUUGUGUAAGACCCUUGAUUAUGUUGGAAGAAAUCAAUAAAAGAUACAACUUGAUGAAAGUGAUAUAGUACGUACUACGUAGUGAGUGAAGCUUUUCUCUGAGAAAGCGGUACAGGCAGAACCAGAAGUAAAGCGCUACUCAUCUUCGUUCGCGCAUUCUUCUAAGUAAAGACGAGAACGUGGAAGGUGAGAAGAUCAGUGACGGUCUCAAGAAGCUCCAUGGCGGUGCGAUCAAUGGUAAUUCUAGCUAUAAUGACUUACUAUCUAUCUUAUUUUAUUAAUACUAGAACAAGGAGAGUUUAUUCUUAGUUCCUGAACCUACUCACUCUGGACCGCUACUACGAGCAGUGAGAGUUUUCUUGAGAGCGUCACGUCUACACACCUUGCGACCUGCUCCUUCUCUUCAUGCUGCACAAGAAUCAGGGACUACGACAGAUGACAAAUUCUUUACUCACACUUAGUUCCUGAGCUUACUUUUUCUAUGAUAUUUUCAAAUGUACCACUAGCACUAUGUAGUUUUCUACUGAAAAAAUGUAGUCAUCGAAACGAGCUGCCACUCGGUCAGAACAUUUCGUGUACAAGGAAGAAGACAUCCUCUUGUACCCAUCACGACAUGCUCAGUUGUCGACUCCGCCAAUGGCGCGAAAGUGUGCAGUUCUAUCGAAGAAAAGCCUGAAAUCUUGUAUCACAUGACCACGGUGGCCGAGUGGAAGGCAGCUAAAGAAGCCAAGACUGCCUACUAUCCUAAAACCUACGAAAAAGAUGGCUUCUAUACUCACGCGACGGGUGUUCCUUCGAGACUCAUGCACACGGCGAAUCAUUAUUAUUAUGGUUUUUUUCUCUACUUGUGCUUCACCUUUUGCUUUUUGUAACCUAGAUUUCCUCUUGCUCUUCACCUUUUGCUCUUCUCAAUCUCAUUCUGGUAGCAACAACAAGGCCUGCUCUAAGUUGUUGUUGACUUCGUCUAACGACCGCUCAUUCUUGUCCUGGUUGUAGUUACUAUUCAUAUUGGUAGUUAUUACUCACCCUUAGAGCAAGGAGAAAUUAGGUUAUUAAUAGGCCAAUACUAAUAGUUCUAUACUUAACUAUCCUUUACCUACUAUCCUUCCUUUUUCUUUUCCUAGGUAGCUUGGCUCCACCCAUGUGAUUAAUGCGUUAUUUAAACUAGGAGGUCUUGCUUUCUAGGUUACUAAAGAAGAGAGAAGCUCUCUUGAACAUCUACCAAAAUGAGAUUGAGAAGAGCAAGAGGAUUUCAAGAAGUGCUUGAUUUCCUCUUGCUCUUCUCAAUCUGAUUCUGGUAGACCCGGCGCCGACUCGAUUACCGCUCCAUAGCUCAGCCGCAUCUUCAACCGUAGCAAAAAUAUAUGCAUAUUUCCAAUUACUCCACGACCUCAGUGAGGUCACCUCACUGUUCUCAGUGAAUCAUGUUGGGAUAACAGACUAGACGAUAACGAAGUUGUCUUCUCCAGCACCGCAUCUUCCUCACCCUUCUCUUCUAACGGUCCCUCGACGUGGAGGGUCCAUGGACGUGUCUGGAAUUCACUCGGACAGCUCUGAAGGAUUGCGGGAUUCACGUCAGGGACGAAGAGGCGAUGCCAGUUGGAGACACUCAGGUGGACGCGGAGGGGAUGAAGAACUGGAUUUGUCCGCAUAUUAUUGGCGGAAUACCGAUUCACAUAGUCAAGAAAGAGUAUUAUGGAAGGACACGGAGUCAGAAGGGUAAGAGAGUAAGUACAACUCGUCUUAAUAUAUGGUCGUGGUUUACUACACGUACACGAUGAUUACAAUCGCUAGCUGGGACCUAGCACGCACCGCGCUAGUACUUCUAUAUGGAACUAAGUUAAGAGAAAAAUCAUGAUGGAAUGACACGUAGUCAUCUGGUCUCAGUCUCUAAUAUCGCGUUAUGAAGCGUGAGGGCGACGGAGAUUCUAGCGGAAAAUAUACGGGGAUUGAAGGACUGGCGUAGAUGAAAGAACUCCCGAUUGUCCUUCUCUUCUGUGUGUACCAAACCAAAAAACUGCAUUGGUUCCUGUACCAGUCUACUUGUAUUUUAUGGCCGACCGAUAUGGCGAGCCCGACAACAUAUUAUUUUUUUUCAGUCGGUUCAUCUUGAUCUUCAUUAUAUUUCUAUAAUUCAUAUUCAUAAGAUGAAGCAAGAUGACGCUGACGCACUGAAAAUAUAUAUUUCAUCACCGCUGUUGUUCUUGAAUCGUUUAUUUUUACAAGAUGAACCGCAACCACAACCGUUGUGGACCUACAGGUGGAGGAAGCCUUAAUGAUGUAAGAUGAUUAGAUGAUUUUUAUAUGUAGUAUAUCACUUGUCGUCGGCGAUCUCCAUUACUAGCUCCUGAUCUACGGGUAAGGAACGGUAACGCUCUCAAUAUCGAGCUAGUCCAAUAAAUUUGAAAAUAUCGACCGAAAAAAUACCCCUAAUAUUUCGGUCGUAAUUUUCGACUUUCCCACCCUUACCCACCCUAGUUUUAGUGAUUUUAAGAUGAACGUUUUCUCGCGCUCCGCUCGGCAUAAAAGUGCCGCUCAGGGCUUUGUGAAACCACCAGCGUCGCCACCUCGAGCUGUUGUACAGCCGGAGACGACGCAGGCGCAAUCUUCUGCUCCUCAGAUGUUCCCACCUAUUCUUCCGCCGAACAUCUUCGCUCAAGGUGGUGGAGAUCCGGCAGUCCAUGCUGGUCAACAAUUAUCACAGCAGGGAUUCGCAUCUCCGCUGACGCAGCAGCCUGGAAAAGGGGCGCAUGUGAAUGCUGUGCACCCGUAUGGAAAGGGGCCGGCGCUUACACAAGUUCCCGCCUAUGUGACGAAAGGCGGCGGGAAGACGAAUCCACAGAAAGGCAAGGCGAAAGGGAGCGCGUCUUUGCCGCCACCGCCUCUAGCCGCAUCCGGCUCAACGACAGUCGUCGUUGCACCUCCUACUCCACCAGAGUCGAAUAGUAGUCAUGUUAAGGGCUCGUCCGGCAGCCGUGUUUACGAUCGAUCUCUCGACAGUGUGCAGUCUGCCCCAAUUCAUAAAGGCGUUUCGCGGCAGGGCGCAAACUCCCUCGGUCAACGUCGUCCGGAGUGCAUGCUGGCCGCGUGGAAAGAUACGGUUGUAAAUGUGGCUGCGACAUUUCGCGUCAGCAGACCCCCCGAUUUACCGGAGGUUAUUACGGUCGAAUCCGCUAAACGGGUUGCUGCUUCUGCUUGGGAGAACUCGCUUGAGUUCACAAAAAGACGCCUCAACGCGAAGACCAUGGCCUCAUACCAGAAGCAGUAUGAGAAAUGCGCGGAGCUCAUGACUGCUGCGCGCUUAUCACCGUGGCCACGCGCAAUCACGGGAACUUCUCUCCAACUCUUCGCAGCUGCUUUAUCGCAGUGCUCCGAGUUUCCAAAGUCGCGGGUCACCUACUUUUCACACGUGAAGUGCUACGCUGAGUGUGUCGCCGCGCUCUCUCGGGAUGCUGAAGUGCAGUAUUCGAAAGCUUUCCGUCACCUCCUUUCGGCGCGCCCCCCUGCACACCAAGAGGAAGGCUUGCGGCUUUCCCACAUGUUGUUGAUCUUGGCUGCUUCUAAGGUCCUAGGUGAUAAGACGGCCAUCCAGGGCGCCACCGGCGAGAAGUGCAAGAUGAGCACCUAUGUCGGUUUCCUCAUUGUGUGCUGGUUUAAUGCGAUGCGUUCGGAGGAGAGUUUCUCUACUACGCGGGAAGUCCAAAACUGACCAAUUGGCGCAUGGUCAUAGAUCCGACUUCUGCUGCUGCUGCGACUGGGCCCCUCAGGUGCAGGCCGGUGUCAACUGCGUGAAGCUUUGCCCGGUGCAUUGCUGCUCAGCUGCCCAGUGGAAUGCGGUCAAAUUUUGGAGCACGCGCGGGCAUGCAGCUACACUUGAGGAAAUUCUGCGUCUCUCGAGCAUCGCGAACCCGAGAUGCGAAAAUAAUCGCAAACUAUUUGGCACCCACUCGGUCAGGAUUGGCACUGCAAGGGCCGCUUACGAAGGAGGCAUGACGAAAUCCGACGUCAUUAAAUUAGGCCGUUGGGGAUCCGACGACUCGGCCGAGCAUUACUUGGCAUCCUCCGUGCUCAUUGCGGAUAGUGUGGCCAUGGAGUGGCCGAUUAGGAAGCCGGUUUCUGUUUUUCGGAGGCCAAAAAAUCCAGCCCCCUCCCUCCCAGUCGACGACUGGGUCGAGGACUUAUUAUCCGGCGCGUAUUAACGCCUAGCUUCGUGUGCACUUGUUGUUCGAUCUUUUUUUGGCACCCCUUAGGCUAGGCUCUCGAGAUCCUUUCUUUUCUUACAAGUAUUGUUUCUAGUCGUAUGCAUUUCGAUUCACCAAGAUUCACCAAGAUCAUAAGUUUGCUCUGCCUAUGACCUCUGUGGUGCGAGUGUCUCACAUAGUGACAACUGCGCCUUUGUAGUCUGGGGCGCAAGAUCUUCCAAUCCUACACAUUUCGGAGAUCCUUUGUGCUUAUCGUGAGGGUGCGCACUGAGUUCCAAAAUUGAGCUCCCAGGAAAACCUGAGCACCUUCUGAGAGAAGACCUUGGAGAGAUCCCCCCUUCGCACUCCAAAAUUGAAGAUCCCCAGAAAAGUGGCAGAUCGCCCGGGACCUUAUGUAAAGGGGCUCUGCCUCGUCUUACUCAUACUCUCUUGCGUGUUGUUUAUUUAUGACAGGGAAAACUAUACCAACUUCUUCACGGUAGCGUCGCUGCUUCACGUACUCGCCAAAAAAAUGGCCGCUUUCGUCAAUCUUUUGCAAGUUGCUCAGGAUGAGCAAGGGCUCGGCGUCCCGACUGCUAAUCAGCUAACGCUGUUGAGCCAACGCAUGACGGGGGUGGACGAGAAAUGCAGCGCCAAGCAGCAUCUCUUUGCGCUACGCAAAUUCGAGUCGCAACAAAUUGGGGAACUAUGCGCGUCUACAACUUCGUUGAAGUUCACCCCGUUCGCUGUUCUUGCUGCCCUUCGUUCGGUGAAUUGCUUGGGCGUCGCGGAAACAAACCGCCUGCAGAAGAUUCUGAAGGAUGCGCUUCUUGGGUCGUUGGUCGAGUCUGCGGCCGACACGGUGCUGGAUAAGCCGACGCUGUACAAGUUGUUCUUCGACAACUUGGGUAACUGCUUAAAAUCGGGGAACCUACCAGUCGUCGCGGACGGCGAUAAUCUCUAUCAACGCCAGGCGCGCUUGGCGAUCACCACUGAUUUCGUCGCCGAAUUCCAGGCGAGUAUCCGCGCCGAGAAGCGCCUGCUGGCUGUCUUGUCGACUUUCGAUUUUUCGCCCCGACCUCAAGACGAUUCUGGGCAGCAGCACCAGCCGAACCCGAUAAAGAAGCCCACUCGCAAGCCGGGCGCCAAGAACACGGAGCAAAACGCUAAGCAGCACGUCUGCCUCGAUUGGCUGCAGGGGAAAUGCUCCUCACCAUGCAAGAAGAAGCUGGCGCACAAAGGUGACGCCCAGAAGCUUCUCUUCUUGAGCAGUCGUUUCUUGAAGGGGGCUGUCAAAACUGCCGACAUUAUGGCACUCGCCGCCGACGAGUAGCGUGCCUGCGGGCUACGAAGGAAUUGCUUGCGCCACUUGUCGGAGACAGGGGUGGCUAGCGAUCCUUUCGGGCUCUCAGUUGGCUCUCGUCUCAGCAGACCAUUUGGAGCCUCUCCUUAAAUUCUGUUGAUGGCGCUUUCUGUGGCACCUCAUAUUGUGCAGUAUAUUCUUUUUAUCUGGCCUCGCGAUAGGCUUUCGCGUGCCGGCCGUGCCUCUCACUCUCUGUUCUUGUUUCAAGAGUGACAAGCGAGUAUAGUUGAGGUUUCACGAGCGUGAGCGCGGUCCCGCCCAGUUUGGCCUGGGUUUUCUGUAAGAGCACUUGGUCUGUUCGUGGAGCGUGUGCAGCAGGGCUCGGGUUCUUUUCCCUUCGACGUUUCUGUCUUAAUGUGCCAUCCGCGUAGGAUCCAUCUGUUUAACGAGCGACGUAUCCAUCUGUUUAACGAGCGACGCUCCUUCUUUUCUUAAGCCUUAUCCUUGUUAUGUACAGCGAUGAGGACAGGGAUGCGAGUUUCAUCGUUGACGCCCUCCCGUUUAUUCUUUGUUCAGUUUCGCCCCUUCGUUAUCUGAGGCUUGUCCCUUUCAUAUUUUACUUAUUCGGGUAUAGCUUACCUCAUCUCGUGCUGUCUAAUUUGAAGCAUCUAAUUUGAAAUACUUAGCCUAGCGCGCUGCUAUUCAUUAAGAAUAGCGCUGUCCCCUCUGUCUCCAAAGUUUCGGACGGCCGUGAAGGACGUACGGGCGUGGUGCUUGGCCGUGACCUGAGCGCGAUGGUGGACCCUGACGCCACCGACUUUGCGGCCGCAUUGGAGGCCGAUCGCGGCGGGCGUACGUACGGCUGUAUGUCGGCUGUCCCUGAAUAUUUCGACAUCCCCAUUGAUUUCAACAAGUCGGCCUCGGUAGAAGAAAUCCUGUAUAAAAACCAGAAUAUUGGGAACAUGCUCGUGCGCAUCCACUCCUCUCUCCGUCGCCAAGAAACUGAGUUCCAUAAAGCCCUUCUGCCGCAUAUUGCUUUUGUUUACAAAAAUAAAAGCAUUUUGUUUUUCGAGGCGAUUCUGGAGCGGGCGGCGUCCGCCCAUAAAUCAUUGUGGGCGAGGAAAAGUGAGAUCAUGAGCAUCAUCGACAAGAUGACGCAUGGAAUUCGUCAAGACAAUGACAUUCGUCCUUCGGGCUUCUGGGGCCCUGUUUGCGCAGAAGAAGUAGCCAAGAGGCGAAAACGCGCUGAAGAAGCCACGACCAAGAUCCAGUCUGCCUCGAAGUUGCCCGAGCGGGACCAUUGGGCAGACGAGUCUCUCGUCGAGGAGAUGUGGCAGCAGAUGUCCGACCUAGUCGACUCGGGAAGAUGGACUAAAGCACCACUAAACUCCUCUCUUCCAUUAGGUGGCUCGAAAGCCUUCCCAGUCGUCCAAGGUGGUAAAGCGCGCGUGUGUGUGGAUUUCCGAUUUCAGAAUACCUUCAUGGUUGCCCUCGAGCGCAUGAGACUCUUGGGAGCCCGGGCCACGACACAAAUCUCGUCACGCUUGAUGUCGUCCAAGUCCCGCCCCUUGGGCUUCUGGCAGUUUAAGCAGGACAUCGCCGCCGACAUCUCGCAGGAAAAGUUGCUUCGGGCCUCCAUGGAGGUCCAUACUGCCACAUCCAGGGAAGUUGACCCAGAUUCCGUUCCGGAUGGGUCCAACGACGGCAUCCACGCGGACUCUUAUGCUUUCCGCCCGCUAUCUGCCAAGAAGGACCUGAGGCAGUUCUAUUACCAACUGGCUACCGCCGAGCCCAACAAGAACGCAGUUUUCUUCCCAAUACCUUGGGCAGUGGAGGACUCUGAAAAGGAAGACAAAAGCAGCUCGCGGGGAAAACCAAAAUCGCCAGACGCUCCGCAAUCACUUAAGAGGCCUAAGCGAGACAGGAAGUGGGUCGUCAUCCUUUCUUGGGUGCAGCUGUUUGGGAGUUUGGCCAGCGUUCACGAUUGCGUGCACGUUUCAGAAUGCAUAAUGUGCAUCCUGAACUUGGUCCUCCUACUGGUGUCCACUGUGUAUGUGGAUGACGUCCACUCGCAGUCUCGUGCUGCUGCUUUGCGUUCCGACUCUGCCCUUGUCGACUUAUUUCUUGCUUUGGCAGGAUGGGAACAAGCCGACGCAAAACAAGAACAUCACGAUGAAGCCCUGAAGCGUUCUCUGACUGUGCUUGGCAUCGCGUAUCAGCUCGUCAACGAGCUCCAUCUGGCUUGUGGUGUGGAUAUUUCCAAACUUACGCAGUUGGCCGACAUGGGCGUCGCAGCAGCUGCCAACCUCGAGGCGCACUGCCUUACCAUUAAGGAGCUAGAGAGCUUUCGUGGGCUGUACAGACAUUGCGUGCAACUUGAUCGAGGGUCUAUGUUCUUAGCCAAGGGCGUCGAUCCGUGGUGCUCUGAGGCCUUCUUCCAUACGAACACUCGCAAGAAAAAGGAGCGCCGUGCUCUACUUGGACUCAUCCGCAUCAUGAUCUUCGUCGCAAGGUCGACGAAGCCGCUACUUCUCUCGACUAAAGCCUCGUCGGCUCCUUUGGUCCAUCUGUACACAGACGCCGCCCUCGUGAACCAGUCUGCACUUCGCGACGCGAUUGCCGCUGGACAACGUUCGGACCUGGACCAGUUUUCGCUUAAUAUCGGCGGUUUCCUUUUUCUUUCCGACGCUACCCAGAUUGCGUUUUCCGGUGUCGUACGAUCAAUCCCGUGCUGGGUUGCCAAGUUGGACAUUGGUGUGCUGGAGACUUUCGCUGCGCGGGUCGCACGAGAUUUUUUCCGCGACCACCUUCGCGGCAAAUCAGUUGUGCUUCAUUGCGACAACGUUGGCGCCGUCUAUGCAUUAGGAAGAUGCUCGUCGAGAUGCGCUACCACGCAACGGAUCGCUGCAGCCUUCGCCAAGUUCUCGGUGCAGCACGGCUUAUCCUUUUAUGUUGCCUGGGUUAGUACCAUGCGCAACAUCGCGGACGUUAUGACGCGCUUGGAGCGUCUUCGACUGCUACGCGAACACUUUCCGCGGGCUCGUUACAUUGUCCUCGGCUCCGACGCCCUUUCUGCCGGCGAGCUGUGGGGCGAUACGGGCGACAUGGAGAAGCUUCUCAUGGAGGGACCUAGCCGCGUUUUUUCAUUUAGGUGAAAAGACGAUGGUGAAUGCCAGGGUGCAUCUGGAGAUGCACUCUUUGUGACAGGGGCAGCUUGUCUUUGCUGUUCUGUGGGGUCUCAUUUUUCAGAAAAUUUGUCUUCAUCAAUGAGGGGAGUGUUACUCCUCCUCCAUUUCAGACCCUCACCAGGAGCACUAU
Molecule: messenger RNA, 9761 nt
Organism: Amoebophrya sp. A25
Lineage: Eukaryota; Dinophyceae; Syndiniales; Amoebophryaceae
Source: the annotation of a GenBank genome assembly